GCCACUCAGCGAGCCGGGACACACGGAGAUAUUUACACUGUCAGGAGGACUGGUCACCGUCGCACUAACCAUUGGCCUCGCCCUGGUCGAUCGAUCAAUCGCCGGCGUGAUACCGCUGGACCAUCAUCAUGUCUCGGUGGCUAGCUCGUACAUGCAUUUUCAAGGGCCAGUACAGGGACCUGAAUACGAGGUGAAAGUGCCACACGUACCUUUGGACCAUCUCAGCGAGCACAACUUUUUGGGCCACCACGAGCUUCCCCAUCACGACGGUUACACGGUUGACUAUGUGGCGAAGCCAAAGUACGAAUUCUCAUACGGCGUCGAGGAUCAUCAUACUGGCGACUUUCACGGCCAGAAGGAGUCCAGUGAUGGACACGGCGUGACCGGGGAGUAUACCGUGAAGGAUCCAGGUGGUAGCCUCCGGGUCGUCACCUAUCACGCGGACAAGGAGGGAUUUCACGCAGUAGUACACACUACCGGGAAGAAUGAUCAUUCAGGCGGAGUCUACGGCGGUCAAGGACAUGAGACCCAAGACCAUCUACACGAGUACGCCGCGUUAUCCGCGCACGCUGCAGCGUUCUGAAAGAAAACUAUAGCGACCACCAUGACAACUGGUGACUGAUCGCUUUUGUAUGUACCUGGCACAAUUAGACUUUUCCUUUCCCGAAUCGUCAACGUUGAUGUUUCCGUUUUGUAUACCAAAGGUAACAACGGUGCUAUCCGUCCGACAUUACACGCAAGGAUAACGUAUCGUAUAUAUUUGUAAAUAUAUAGUUUAUCCCUCUUAUACACGAUAAACGACAUAAACAUGAUGGAAAAAUACAUGUUUAUCCCUUUUGUGUUAUAUAGGCAGCAGUAUGCCCUGCUUUUCCAGUAUAGAAAAUUAUUGACAAAAUGUGAUAGACACAUAAACUAUAUGAAUAAAAAUUUACAAGAUUAAUAAAGGUUUCCGAUGAAUAAUUGACGUUUCACUUAAUUGAAGUAACGUGACCGAAAAUAUUUUUUAUUAUGUACUCCUAUUCUUUUAUGCAUAAAACUCUUUUUAUAUUUAUCGAAAACCUUUUAAUUGAUUAACAUUUUAAUCGAGCGCUCGAGUUUAUUUGAAAACUCCCGUUGAAAUGAGUGAAAAGUUAAAUAUACAAUAUAAGCCACCCACAAGUUAUAAUUACUCAAUUUGCGAGAAUUUCUGCGCUUUACUAAAAUUACUCGAU
This is a messenger RNA of Trachymyrmex cornetzi, 1211 nucleotides long. RefSeq names its product cuticle protein 19. The coding region runs from base 152 to 583 and encodes 143 amino acids. Gene Ontology annotation, cellular component: extracellular matrix. The record is from RefSeq and is a predicted model, not a curated record. NCBI's taxonomy places the organism in Eukaryota, Metazoa, Arthropoda, Insecta, Hymenoptera, Formicidae. The transcript has 3 exons.